Messenger RNA from Nematocida minor, 822 nucleotides. RefSeq names its product proliferating cell nuclear antigen. Gene Ontology annotation, biological process: leading strand elongation; regulation of DNA replication. The transcript has a single exon. The coding region runs from base 1 to 822 and encodes 273 amino acids. Gene Ontology annotation, molecular function: DNA binding; DNA polymerase processivity factor activity. The record is from RefSeq and is a predicted model, not a curated record. NCBI's taxonomy places the organism in Eukaryota, Fungi, Microsporidia. Gene Ontology annotation, cellular component: PCNA complex.
AUGUUCGAACUGAAAAUAGGCAAGAGUUCUAGCGAGCAAAAGGAAGACAAGCCAAUUGGCGGACAGUGCACCUUUGUUUUCUUCAAGAAGCUUCUGGAGGGGCUCCACGAGAUUGUAAAGCAGCUCGAGAUGAAGGUUACGAACGAGGGAAUAUACAUACAGGCCAUGGACAACAUGCAGGUAAGCAUGGUGGACAUUUUCCUGAAGAGCUCUGCGUUCGAGAGCUUCAGAUGCGACAAGAAUCUUGUCCUAGGGGUGCCUCUGCAGUUCAUUCUCAAGGUCUUCAAGAGUCUUCCUGUGGAGGACAACUUGUCUGUGCUUCUGUCGGCAAAUGACGAGGCAACUGAUCUGCACAUUGUCUGCGAGGACGGCGGAAAGAAGUACAGCUCGCACCUAAAUCUGAUAGACGUUGGGAGCGAUGAGUACACGUUCCCCGUUGUUGAGUAUCCUGCGGUCAUCAGCUUCAUGUCUUCUGAGUUCCAGAAGGUCGUUAGAACUCUGGGCGCCUUUGGGGACGUGCUGAAGAUAUCUGCAAAUGAGAAAGGGUUUGUCUUCCAGCAGCGGUCUGACUUUGGAAACACCGAGGUUUCUUUCUCAGUGAAGGAAGAGAACGAGAAUGCUGAGAACAAUGACUUUAUGAUACAGGUGCAGGAGAGUGUAGAGCUUACGAUACCGUACAAACACGUCUCGCUGUUCAGCAAGUUCGGCACACUUGGAGCUAAGAUCACGCUAAGCAUGGCAAUGGGAAUGCCUGUGUAUUUGACAUCUGUCAUGAAUGUUGGAUAUCUUAGAUACUACAUUGCCCCAAGGGAUGAUGAAUAA